CGCUUCAACAACAACGUCGAGUUAUCCAGCUCCGUAGCUUUUAGCCAUCAUAAGCGAAAACAUUCAGCUCUUUAAACGCUUUCGGUGUAUAUUAGCCACGGUGUUUUAAACACACUUGUCGUAUCUAGUAGUUAGUUACCCAAUUUAAUAUAAUAUUUACGUUGUUGUUAGCUAACUGGCUGAGUAAAUUAGCAGUAGUGCUAGUCUAGUCACUAAUGCUAACUAGCUAUCUAGCUAACAUCCCAACCAUGAGCUCACUAAACGACUCCCCCACUUCUAAAGAGGGGGUCUGCUGGACGGAGAAAGAAACUCUGGGGCUGAACAUUGUCGUGAAAGAGGAGAAGGAAGAGGAGGAUGUCACAGUAAAAGUAGAGGGUGAGACUGUUACAGUGAAAGAAGAAGAGAAAGACGUUACCGCGAAAGAAGAGGAAGACGCGUUCAGAGUGAAAGAGGAGGAGGAUGUUACAGUAAAAGAGGAAGAGGAAGAUGAGGAUGCAGGGGAGGAGGGGGAGAUGACUGUCACAGUGAAAGAAGAGGAGGACAUUUUUGGAAUGAAGGAAGUGGGGGAGAUCACUGUCACAUUGGAAGAAGAAGAAGAAGAGGAGGAGACAGGAGAUCUGAUUAACAACAGAGAGAGACCAGACUCUCACUUUGACAGCGAAAAGAGUCCUUCAGGGGAACCAGACCCAGCAAGACAACAUCACUGCUCUCAGUGUGGAAAGAGUUUUACCCAUUUAGGGUAUCUGAAAUCACAUGAGAGGAGGCACCCAGGAGAAAAGCCUUUCCACUGCUCCCAGUGUGGAAAGAGAUUCUCCAUGUCAAGUAACCUGAAAAAACACGAGCGAACACACUCCGUAGAGAAGCCUUUCCACUGUUCCCAGUGUGAAAAGAGCUUUACACAGUUAGGGAAACUGGAAAAACAUAAAAGAAUACACACUGGAGAGAAGCCCUACCUCUGCUCCCACUGUGGUAAGAGUUUUACCCAAUCAGGUACCUUGAAAUCACAUGAGAGAACACACUCUGUAGAGAAGCCUUUCCAAUGCUCUCAGUGUGGAAAGGCGUUUGCCCAAUCAGGUACUCUAAAAUCACAUGAGAGAACACACACUGUAGAAAAGCCUUUCCAAUGCGCUCAGUGUGGAAAGGGUUUUACCCAGAUGGGGAGCCUGAAAAAGCAUGACAGAACACACACAGGGGAGAAGCCUUUCCAAUGCUCUCAGUGUGGAAAAGGUUUUACCCAGAUAGGGAGCCUGAAAGGUCAUGAAAGAACACAACACAUACAGGGAAGAAGCCUUAUCACUUCCCCCAGUGUGAAAAUUAUUGUAAUUUAUCCGGCUAGGGCACCUGAAAGAACAGAAUAUAACACACACACAGACGGGAGAAGCCUUUCCAAUGCUCCCAGUGUGGGAAGGGUUUUACCCAGAGAAGCUUGCUGAAAAGCCAUGAAAGAACACAUACAGGUAUAGUAGUGACGGGGAAGCCAAGCGUUUAGAUUUUCCAGACAUUUGUGUCAAAAAUAGGUACAUAACUCAAUGCUUUGAUCAAUACAGUGUACACUAUUGCCACCUGCUGGUCUGAAAUAAUUUAGAGCAGGCAUAUUAUUGUAGAGGACGUCCCACGCCCCAUAGCGUGCCCAGCGUUUUUGUCUUCUACCAAACCAAUCAGGUGGAAACUAUAAGCUUGCGACUGUGUUUUUGUUUGUCACAUGAAAUCAAAAGAAGACAAAGCAGGACUCAAAUAUAAAUGUUUUAUUUAAAAAAAAACAUGAGCAGAAUAUGGAGUCCGUUUCCAUGUAUACACACUGGUGUCGUUCCUCAAAGACUACAGAAUAUGGAGUCAGUUUCCAUGUAUACACACUGGUGUCGUUCCUCAAAGACUACAGAAUAUGGAGUCAGUUUCCAUGUAUACACACUGGUGUCAUUCCUCAAAGACUACAGAAUAUGGAGUCAGUUUCCAUGUAUUCACACUGGUGUCAUUCCUCAAAGACUACAGAAUAUGGAGUCAGUUUCCAUGUAUUCACACUGGUGUCAUUCCUCAAAGACUACAGAAUAUGGAGUCAGUUUCCAUGUAUACACACUGGUGUCAUUCCUCAAAGACUACAGAAUAUGGAGUCAGUUUCCAUGUAUUCACACUGGUGUCAUUCCUCAAAGACUACAGAAUAUGGAGUCAGUUUCCAUGUAUAUAUUAAAUGGUCAUUUUAUAACUCUG
This is a messenger RNA of Oncorhynchus mykiss (rainbow trout), 2205 nucleotides long. The record is from RefSeq and is a predicted model, not a curated record. Lineage: Eukaryota; Metazoa; Chordata; Actinopteri; Salmoniformes; Salmonidae.